This is a messenger RNA of Nicotiana attenuata, 2537 nucleotides long. Its product is annotated as probable LRR receptor-like serine/threonine-protein kinase At1g56140. The transcript has 21 exons. The record is from RefSeq and is a predicted model, not a curated record. The coding region runs from base 275 to 2284 and encodes 669 amino acids. Gene Ontology annotation, molecular function: protein binding. Lineage: Eukaryota; Viridiplantae; Streptophyta; Magnoliopsida; Solanales; Solanaceae.
UGGUCAUAUAUUCAAUUUCUUCCUUUGGUUGCUUUGCAUCAGCUUGAAUUUAGAACAAUUACUAAUCAUUUCUUUAUCAAGGUCAAAGAAGACUAUAGUUGUGUGAACAGAGAAAAUCCAGAAAUUCCAUAUUCACGACUCCGCUCUGUUGUUUCUUCUUGGCUUAUUCACUUCACCACCAAACCUUCAUAUUUAUAAGCUGAGCUUCAACUUCAUCACCAGCACUAUCCCCAAAUUAGAAAGGAAAUUAAACCUCUGCUGGUAGUGUUCAGUAAUGGGUUUUCUGGAUAUUUGCUUUCUUGUCCUUUUGAUGUUGAAAAUUGCUGCUGCACAACCAUUCACUGACCCUAUUGAAGUGGAUGCACUGAAUAAGAUUAUUGACCAUUGGAAUUUGAGGAGCAAGCUAAAUCUAAGCACGGAUCCCUGUAAUCGAAAUGCUCCUUGGGCACCAGAACAAGCUAAUCCUAGGGUUGCUUGUGAUUGUUCUGCUACUAUCUGCCAUAUUACACAUUUGAAAAUUUAUGCCUUGGAUGUCUCUGGUGAGAUUCCUAAAGAAUUGUUUGUGCUAAAAGAAUUGAUGGACUUGAAUUUGGGUCAAAAUGUUAUCAAUGGGACCAUUCCAGCUGAAAUAAGACAGUUAUCAAAGAUGCAGUACUUGAGCCUUGGCAUUAACAAUCUCUCUGGUCCUGUGCCUCCAGAACUUGGAAGGCUAACCAAUUUAGUCUCCUUAAGUUUUGGUUCAAAUAAUUUCAACGGACCAUUGCCAUCUCAGCUUGGAAACUUAGUCUCCUUACAGCAGCUGUAUAUUGAUAGCAGUGGAGUGAAUGGUCCAAUUCCAAGGGAGCUAUCAAAUUUGAAGUCCCUCGAGAUUUUAUGGGCAUCUGACAAUCGUUUUACUGGAAAGCUUCCUGAAUUCUUUGUGAACUUUAUGAACUUCCAAGUCCUGAGACUAGAGGGAACACUUCUUGAAGGACCAAUUCCAAGCAAUUAUGGUGCCUUAAAUAAACUACAAGAUUUGAGAAUAGGCGAUCUGCAUAAUGAAGAUUCUUCUCUGGAUUUCGUGGAAAACUUAACGAGUCUUUCCAUAUUAUCACUGAGAAAUUGCCGAAUUAUUGGCCAACUGCCAGAGAAACUUAGCUCUUUUGGAAACUUGGAAAUUUUGGACUUGAGCUUCAACAAGUUGACAGGUCAAAUACCAAGAUCGUUUCAAGACUUUGCUUCAUUACGAUUCUUAUAUCUAGGAAGCAACAACUUGAACGGCAAGCUACCUCCCAAUAUCAUGAGUUCCAAUCUCACUGCCUUAGAUGUCUCCUUUAAUUCUCUCUCUGGAGAACUAACAUCAAAAAGAUCAGGUUUAUCAAUGAAUGUUUUUGGGACUUCUAUUAGUGACAGAACUUCAGAUGGAAGCAAGGCUUCUUCAACUUUAUCGUGCCUGCAAGGGAACACCAGGUGCCUCGACAUAGCUAGUUCGUCUUCCUCUUUCAUCAACUCUGGAGGAACAGAAACAGAAUCUGCAGAUGGCACCAAAUACGAUAACGACUCAGAGACAUUAAGUGCAGCCUCGUUUUACAUGAGCCCCAGUAAUCGAUGGGCAGUGAGCAGCUCUGGCAUUUUCAUUUCCAACCCACAUGGACAAAACUAUAUAGCUGAGACAGGUUCUCAGAUCACAAGCACAUUAGACUCCGAGCUUUAUAAAAAUUACGGUGGAAAAUACAAAGUAGAACUUCAUUUUGCUGAGAUACAAAUGGAUGAUUCUCACUCUUGGAAAGGCCUCGGGAGACGGUUAUUUGAUGUUUAUAUACAGUUUAGGGCAGCCCGGUACACUAAGCUCCCGCUAUGUGCGGCGUCCGGGGAAGGGCCGGACCACAAUGGUCUAUUAUACGCAGCCAUACCCUGCAUUUCUAUAAGAGGGCGAAAGUUUCUUGAAGAUUUUAACAUUCAGAAAGAAGCAGGUGGAUCAAAAAGAGCUUUAGUUAAAACAUUUGAGGCAAAUGUGACUAACAGAGUGAUCGAAAUCCAUUUCUUGUGGGCUGGAAAAGGCACUUGUUGCAUUCCUUUUCAAAGCACCUAUGGUCCUUUAGUCUCUGCAAUCCAUGUCAUUCAAGUGGCAAACAAUGGUGGUUCUUCCAAAAGCAAGAAGAAGCGCGUCGGAAUAAUAUUUGGAAUUGUAGCUGGAAGUGCAGCAGGUGUACUGAUAGUUUCUUCAGUUUUCUACCUCUGGUGGGCAAAUAGAAAAGGACCAAUACAUAUGAGAAUUGCAACUGAAUCACCAACAAAAGGAUAGUUUGAAGGUUAGUUCCACAAAUUAUCCCCAGCGUGUAUGGUGGUAUGACCAAAUUACACGACCAUAGUGGAACUUAAUUUUCAUCAUAUGUGCUUAGGCUGUUAAAAAAUUUAUAAGUUUAAGACAUUUGUUGAUAAAUGAUUGGACUGUUUUCCAGUUUUCUUGGGAAUCAAAAUGUACAUAAAUAAAACUACGUAAGUUAUUCAGUUGCUGGUAUAGAGAUAUUCAAUAGCUACCAAGCUAUAUUCCCUUA